CCGGAUUGUGAAAGCGGGAGCGGUUGACAUCGGGACCACCUUCUUCCCUCUCUCGCUCUCUCUCGGCCUCCCCGCUCGAGUACGACUCUGGUGCCCUAAAUCCGGCAUCUUCCGGCUUCCUCCGAACUACCGUCUGGCUUCUCUCAGUCAUCCAGGCUAUGUAGCUCAUGAUGUUGUGACCCUAUAAGUACAUACUCUACCAAUAUGCAUCAAUGGUGUUGACAUAUAUGAAGAAACUCAGAAGUUUGGUGUUGCUGAGCAGGGAAAUAGGUAUCGUGAAAAGAGGAUCAAAGCACAAAAAGAUUAUGUGGAAGAAACCUGAGAGAAAUGUCAGAUUCAUUUUCAGUACUAUGCUUCAUGUGCCUGAGAUUCCUGUUGAUUUUGAACUCCCGGAAUGGCUAAAGGAACAGAGAUCUAUGCAAUAUACUUUCAUAAAGCGCAAUGUUUAUCUAGCAAAGAAACCGAAGAGGCGUAAUGAAGAUGAUGGAAUUUUCUGUUCCUGUGCUGCUUCUCCUGGAUCAUCAACUGUGUGUCAGAAAGAUUGCCAUUGUGGGAUGUUAUUGUCUUGCUGUUCAUCCAGCUGCCGAUGUGCAGAUUCGUGUGCCAAUAGGCCUUUUCAGAGUCGUGUCAGCAAGAAAAUGAAAGUAGUGAAGACUGAGAAAUGUGGAUUAGGAUUGGUAGCAAAAGAGGAUAUAAGUCAGGGGGAGUUUGUCAUAGAAUAUGUGGGUGAAGUUAUUGAUGAUAAAACAUGUGAGGAGAGGCUAUGGGAAAUGAAGCGCCGUGGUGAAACUAACUUUUAUCUGUGUGAGGUUAACAGGGAUAUGGUUAUUGAUGCCACAUACAAGGGAAACAAGUCUCGCUUUAUGAACCAUAGUUGUCAGCCCAAUACUGAAAUGCAGAAAUGGAGAGUUGAUGGUGAGACCAGAAUUGGAAUUUUUGCUAAACGCAAGAUUAAGAUGGGCGAGCCUUUGACCUAUGAUUAUCAGUUUAUUCAAUUUGGAAAGGAUCAAGAGUGCUACUGUGGUGCUUUGGGUUGCAGAGGAAAGUUGGGAGCGAAGCCCAGCAAGCAGAAGCUAUCUUCAGAGGCUGCUACUGAGUUUGUUGCUUGUGAGGUGGCAGCUACUUCACCUAUACUGAAAGCAUUUCUAUAUGAAAAAGGCCUUCUUGAUUGGCCUGCUGGAGAAAUAUCUAGUGGAAGAUUUCUUAAUGGCCACUCCAUUAAGCGGAGAGGGGACUGCAUUGGUCUACGUGUGAAAGUAUGGUGGCCAGAAGACAAAAGAUUCUAUAAAGGGAAAAUAUCAGCCUAUAAUGCAAAGAACAAAAAACACACAAUAUUAUAUGACGAUGGAGACAAAGAAGUUUUAGAUAUGAGAAAAGAACGUUGGGAUUUCGUCACAGUGCGUGAUUUUCAGUGUCCGCUCUAGUGGCAUUAGAAACUGCAUGACAGUUUUCAUGGAUCUGAUCAACUAUCUACUAAGAACUAUCGGCAGUUCCUCAUCAUCUGGAUUCCUUCCCAUUUUUUUGUCGCCUGUGGUGUACAAUAUGCUUUAACAAUUUUCUUCAAGCAGUAAUCUGCAAAUUGUAUAAUCUUGUCAAGGUGUAACAUAGCGCAUCUUGUAGCAUAGUAUUGAAAGAAGUCGGAAGAUUACAUGCGAUACCGUAGACCAAUUUUUUUCAGAGUGGCAUGUCAAAGUGGGGAGACGAUGUUUUUGUGAUGGGUUCUCUUUCUCUCUCUAACUUGUUCUAACUUUAAGGUUUUCUUGUGGAUGUUGUAUGAUUCUGCUCAUGUUAUCAAUGUUUCAACAUGUGCAAGCUGAUCUGUUUUAAGUGUAAACUAAUGAAGUGUGUGAUUAUAUUUGUACUGUAAACAGUCAUUUGACUGGAAAUGGUUUACGUUGGGCAUCAUCUUCUGCUUCUGAGUUUAUGUUAGGUUGCUUCCUCUAUUACUCUGAAACCAAAAUGUUGUUGGCGUUGAUAAAUUGAUAUGAGUUUUAUA
Nymphaea colorata (pocket water lily) is the source of this 1996-nucleotide messenger RNA. Its product is annotated as histone-lysine N-methyltransferase ASHH3-like. The record is from RefSeq and is a predicted model, not a curated record. The transcript has 16 exons. Gene Ontology annotation, molecular function: protein binding; histone H3K36 methyltransferase activity. Gene Ontology annotation, cellular component: chromatin; nucleus. Gene Ontology annotation, biological process: regulation of DNA-templated transcription. Bases 213 to 1424 code for a protein of 403 amino acids. NCBI's taxonomy places the organism in Eukaryota, Viridiplantae, Streptophyta, Magnoliopsida, Nymphaeales, Nymphaeaceae.